Nicotiana tabacum (common tobacco) is the source of this 317-nucleotide messenger RNA. The record is from RefSeq and is a predicted model, not a curated record. Lineage: Eukaryota; Viridiplantae; Streptophyta; Magnoliopsida; Solanales; Solanaceae.
AUGGUUCCUUGGGUUUGUAUCUUGACUAUCUUCUCUUCUUUUUUCUGCUUCAAAUCAAGUGCUGAGCUCAUAACUUCUCUUCCUGGACAACCUCCAAAUAUUUUCUUCAAACAAUACUCUGGUUAUAUUGUUACCAAUGCUCAACAUGGCAGAGCCCUAUUUUAUUACUUUGUUGAUGCAGAUUCAGAAAAUGCAGCAUCACUUCCCCUUACUGUGUGGCUCAAUGGAGGCCCUGGUUAUUCAUCUGUGGGUUUUGGUGCUUUUAUGGAGCAUGGUCCAUUUCAGCCAAGGAUUGAUGGAAGCCUAAUAAAAAACAA